This is a messenger RNA of Gadus chalcogrammus (walleye pollock), 3459 nucleotides long. RefSeq names its product potassium voltage-gated channel interacting protein 4a (gene kcnip4a). Gene Ontology annotation, cellular component: voltage-gated potassium channel complex. Gene Ontology annotation, molecular function: calcium ion binding; potassium channel regulator activity. NCBI's taxonomy places the organism in Eukaryota, Metazoa, Chordata, Actinopteri, Gadiformes, Gadidae. Gene Ontology annotation, biological process: regulation of potassium ion transmembrane transport. The transcript has 9 exons. Bases 110 to 814 code for a protein of 234 amino acids. The record is from RefSeq and is a predicted model, not a curated record.
CUCACUCCGGACCCAAGGCUUCUCUCAUCCAGGAGGGACCCGAGCGCAGCACCGCUAACGCACGUAGCUCAGCAGCACUCUGCAAGCAGUAGGAGAGCCGGCCUGGACCAUGUCUGAGCCAUCGGAGCAGGACUUCCCCAAGGAGCACGGCUUCUCCAAGAAGCUACUGAUCAACUGCUGCCUGGUCCGCCGCAUCAUCAUGUGGGCCACGCCCGCCCCGAAAGACAGCGUGGAGGAUGAGCUGGAGCAGUCGGCAGUGCGCCACCGGCCUGAAGGCCUGGAGCAGCUGGAGGCUCAGACCCGCUUCUCCCGGAAGGAGCUCCAGAUCCUGUACCGCGGCUUCAAGAACGAAUGCCCGAGUGGAGUGGUCAACGAAGACACCUUCAAAGACAUCUACUCACAGUUCUUCCCGCAAGGAGACGCCUCGACAUAUGCACAUUUUCUGUUCAACGCCUUCGACACGGACCACAAUGGAUCUGUGAGUUUUGAGGAUUUCGUCAUGGGCCUCUCGAUCCUCCUGAGGGGAACCAUCACGGAGAAGCUCAACUGGGCCUUCAACCUGUACGACAUCAACAAGGACGGCUACAUCACCAAAGAGGAAAUGCUGGACAUCAUGAAGGCGAUCUACGACAUGAUGGGGAAGUGCACGUAUCCGGUGCUCAAAGAGGAGACACCGCAUCAACACGUGGAGAUAUUCUUCCAGAAAAUGGAUAAGAACAAAGACGGCGUGGUCACCAUCGAUGAGUUCAUCGACUGUUGCCAAAAUGACGAUAACAUCAUGCGGUCGAUGCAUCUGUUUGAAAACGUCAUCUAACCGUGGAGAUGAUAUGACCGCCGAGGCUAUGGUGUGGGGGGGGGGACGCUGUUGUGGUCUUCAUCCUCAUAAUCUUCGCCCGGGCUCCACUCUGCCCGGACUGGACUGUAGGGAGCAGACCCACGUUUCAACGUUUCACGCCCUCGGGUCUGAAGAGAGAAUUUAAAUGGAGCGGCUCAGUGGAAGCAGUCUCAAAAUGACAUUCUAUUAAUAAUUAACAUUUCUAGAUCAAUGUUCAACACUUUGUUUCAUUCCUGAAUGGUACACGUGUUGCCUGGGAGGAAUACCUUUCACAACAAGGAAUAAUUACUAUGUUUACGGUCACAUUGUGUUUCUUUGCAAGCGAUAACCCGGGUCAGCUUUCAGCAUUAUUGACCGAGGAGUUUUAUCACUAAGAUGAGUGUGUAGUUUGAGAACAAGAGUCAUAGCAAGAGAUUAUUUAUUUUUCUGUUGGCCGUAGUAUUUGCUUUGAAGGAUCAAAAUCACUGUGAUAUAAUCCAUUCAUAAUUAACAUUAAGGAAAUAACUAACGAUCAUCCUAUUGAUUUUAUAUUUGAAACUCAGUUUCCGUCAGAUUUUCAACGUUUCUGGAGCGUUCUUACCAUAAGUUACACGAUGUUGUCUGUACUGUGUUCCCCAAAGUGAGCAUUCACAGAAUUUAGAUUGUACAAUUUUUAAUAUUGUACAUAUUAUAGAUGAUUUAAUUGCUUUAGUUAAAAACCACUAUGAAAAACUUUUGAACUUUAUUCGUGUUUACUUGCCAACUAGAAUGAGAAUGAGAAAUUGUGUGAAAUCAGACCUUUCAAUUCUAACUUUAUCAACAGAAGCACAGGGAUACAUAUAAAUAUAUAUUUACCAUGAGUAUAAAAUUAAACAAUAUCUUAACCAGAGAUAGGCUGCUUUCAAUGUUUUUCAUUUAAUCUGAUGCGUAUUACCUUGAUGCAAUGAUGCAUACUUUCCGUAAUUCCUCUAUGAGUUUCAAAAGGGUUAAUUUUGCUGUUUUUCCCCGAAAGGCAAUGGUUUGAGUUUAUUUAUAUGGCAUUGUUGCCAUUGGUUAAUCGAUUGCCAGUUGUACAGUAUUACAAGCGAUUAUCUUACAGCCUUUUUAAAUGUUGGCUACACGUACUUAUUUGUGUGUUAUAGUGAGCGUGUUGUUUGAACGAUUGUUUUCAGUCAGUCUCUUACUAUGUGGUAGUUUGUAUGGGUCUCUUUCGAUCUUGGGUAAAUGUGCUUUUGGCUUUUUACCCUCUGACCUCUCAUCCUUUUUCCUUGCCAUGUUGGUAUGGAGUACUAAUCCGAGCAGAAGGCCUGCUGGCUAAACCUUUACUUUAUUUGAUACUUGAUGUUAACAGUUGACAAAUGGCCCUCUGUCUCAAUUAGAAAACUGUAUUCAUAUAAUUUAGAUACCAGCUGUGUUGGUUCUUACAAAUGCUUUUAACCACGAAAAGUUAGUUUUUAGGAAAUGCAAACAGAUAGAACACUACAUUAAUUUCUGAAUGAGGCAUGCUCGUUAUUGAUUAAGCAUGCAUUUCCCUUUUGAGAGGAGUACUUGAAAUUGUGUUUCUGAGCAGAGGCAACGUGUUCAUUGUUAAGUCAAAAGAGAUGACUCGUCUUUUUCAUUGCGUUGUUUUGUUUUGUUUUUUAUGCCUUGACCCUUAAGGAAAUGUAAAUUUGAUCAACACAUCUCUAUUUAAAAAAUUGAUAUGCAUUUGUGUUUGUCUGAGAAAAUGGUUGAAUCUACUACGGCUGGUGUUUCAUCCCAUGACUUUCAUGCAAGACUGUUUUGGAAAUCAAAACAUUUCUGGGGGUGGUCAAUUUAAAUAUUUUAUCAUAAUACUUUGCGCCUGAUUUGUUAACUUAUUUACAAAAUAUUUUCAGGCUGGACAAUUUCUUGAUAAGGGACUCAUUACCAAUCAGAAAUAGUUGUAUAACCACAUUUGUCGAUAUUUUUUUCUAGUUCAGCCCCUCACAUGAUACUAUUUUGCCCUAACAACAUUUGUUGGUUUGGGCCUGGGGUUAUUCAAGAAAAAACAAUUAAAACAGAAACAAAACUCCGUUUUUGGUUUAUUAUUGUGCUGAAAUUAACUAACAUGACGAGACAAAAAUUGGUGCGACACUGCCAUCUUGUGGUGCUGCGGAUAUUACACCCAACUGGAGAUUGGACUCAGUAGAGUUCAAGCUGAUGGGGAGCAUGUUGAAAACGGGACAUUAUUCUGAAUAGGGCUGCAUUAAAUCCGGGGUAAGUUUGUGAAUUAGACUACAAUACUAAAGGAUGUACACCGACAGACAUUUAUGUCCAGUUGUGUAGAGUACAUUUUAUAAGAACGACAAUAAACCGAUGAGAAUGUCUCCGUCUCUGUGAAGCCGAUCCACAGGGAUACUAAACUGUCUUGGGGCCCUGAGCUAUGGUCCUUUGGGGCCACCCAUCAAAGCCUACAGUAAGCCGUGUCGGGUGACCAGUGUAAGAGUAUGAAACGUAAAUCGUAAAUCUGACCAGUCGACCACAACAAAGAGGUGAGAGGUGAUCGUAGCAAGAGAGCUGCAAUUUGUCCAUCCCAGACAAUGGGUUUGAUUCCCGCCACGGGUAUCGAUGGUGUACUGCAGAGCUGUUCUAUUAAUAAACGCGACAUGGGUUUAAAUCUCACA